Molecule: messenger RNA, 3304 nt
Organism: Plectropomus leopardus (leopard coralgrouper)
Lineage: Eukaryota; Metazoa; Chordata; Actinopteri; Perciformes; Serranidae
Gene: fam219b
Product: family with sequence similarity 219 member B
Source: RefSeq, a predicted model, not a curated record
AUCGCCCGGAAGUAGUAGAAAACCUGUCUCUGUUAGCAUGUUAGCAUAGCUGGCGAACAGAAGUGCCUACCUGCCCCUGAAGAAAACAAAAGUCCCGCACUGGUGGGACACCUGUCAUCAUGGCUGUGUUGUGGUAUAGACUGUGACAACUAUCGCCAAGAUGAUGAACGACAUCAUAGAGGAGCCAGAGAAGGACAACCUGCUGGAAGCUCAACCCGAGCCACAAGUUUUGUCGGGGCCCAGUAAUGGCACAAGACCUAAGAUCACUGAUGGAGGAAUCAGGCCUGUGGAGAAAAGAGGACCUUACAUCAUGUCCAGAGCUUCAGCAAUCCACCUCAAACUACAGAAACACAGGGAGAUGGCAAGGAAAGCACUGAAGAAGAAAGCCCUGUCACCAGGACCUCCAGUGAUGCAUCAGCCCAGACAAGGAGCUAAGAGGACGGUGAAGUAUAACAAGGGCUACGCUGCUUUGAGUCAGCAUGCUGAGGACACUUUGGUUGCACUGGACUCAGACAGUGAUGAAGAGAUCGAUUUUGAGCAGUAUUCCUCAGGAUACUCUUCAGCCGAGGUCCAUCCUGAUUUAAGCAGGCAGCUGCUUCAGGACGGCUACCGUCUGGAUGAGAUCCCAGAUGACGAGGAUCUGGACCUGAUUCCACCUAAAGCCAUGGGCUCCUCUGUGUGCUGCUGCUCAGAGGGCCCGUCCUGCUCCAUGCAGUGAUGCAGAUGCUGUGACUCGAACCUUGCAAAGGCUUUGCACCAGUUCCUGUCCCUGACUUAAGUCACUGGUGCCUGAGGCCUUCUUUCUAACCCAGCUCCACUGCUGUGCUGCCUGAUGACUUCCAGCUCUGAAGCCAAACUCCUGUUCUUACAGGACUACGCGCACCGGGAUCGCUCAACCCGCAUGAAAACGCGGAUGGACAUAAGAACAAGCCUUAUUCACUGUGACCACAAAGCUUGACCUGUUUUCUAAAUUUUCUUUUUACGGAAUUUCAUGAAAUGCUUACUGCGCCACUGCUCCAGAUAUGUCCUUGUUGUCCCGAUGGGGAAAUGGUCUUUUCUGCUCUGGUGAACAGGUCUGCCGCCCUCUAAGCAGGACAUUCAUACAUAGGGUGUAUGGUGUUUGCUGAUUUGGAUUUUCCAGUUAUGAACUAACUGCUAUAUGAAGGCACCUCACAUGAUCACUUGCAUUCCCUAACUAUUGUUGCAUUAACUGUGUGGGGUUUUUGUUUUGUUUGGUUAUUUUGCUGUUUCUGUCCUCAAAAAUCACAGUUUUCCCCAAAAAUACAUAGACUUUCAUUCCAAAAUCAAAUGGCAACCACCUGGUGUAACUAUGACACCUAUUCCAACACACACAGCAACUAUAGUUUUUUUUGUUGUUGUUGUUUAUAUAUAUAUAUAUAUAUAUAUAUAUGAAACAAAGCACUAAAUUGAAAUAGGGUGUAUGGCAAAUGAGUGAAGCCACUUAGUUUCUUAAUAGCAAAUGUGUAAUGAAUGAUAGUUGCCCCACUCCCAGCAAAUAAGAGAAGCCUGGCUCUUUUAUAGUCUUUGCUUCGUGUCAGUAAAGACAGAGUUCAUUCCAUUUUACAAGUUGUCAUUGUGAAAACUGCGACAUACCAAGAAGGACUCCCCCACCCGCUGCCUGUGGAGGAUAUAGUUGGAAAGAAAAACGUAAUGAAAAGUUGUCCUACAAAGUUGUCCAUUGUUUGAAAGAGUAAUAUCUACUAUUAGCACAUGUUACCAAAUUGAUAGGUUUACAGACGACAUUUGAUUUUCAGUCUCUGUAUUGUAGAAAUACGUUUUAUUCCAGAAACCCAUAUCCUCCACUUCAAAAAAACUGUUACAGAAAUACUGAAGGCAAAAUAUGUUUCAGAUAAACAUAAAAGUGAUCUCAUUAGAAAACAAUUUUGGUUCGAUAUGAAAAUUUUUAAUUAAAAAGUAUAUUAAAUUUAUUUUUUGUAUGGAAUAGAAUUUGUGUUAGUAGCCUGUCCAGGAUCUGGUAUAACAAUUGAAAAGGAUUGUGCCGUCUUUAACACAUCAAUGUUUGGAUGGCAGAUUUGUAGUUGAAAUAUUUUAUUUAUUUUAUUUAUUUAUUUACCUGUAAACUGGAGAUGCUAAAAAUAGUUGUUACAGGUUCAGACAAACCACAUUUGCAUAAGGAUUGAGGCAUUUGUUUACCCUCAUUAUUUGUUAUAUUUACAUACGUCAGUUUAAACUAUGUGUUGCUACUAUUUGGUUUGUGUUACGAUUUGUCUUGUUUUAAACACAAUAGACACAUGCGCUGAAAAUUGUAAUCUUUUUAAAAUUAUUUUCUUUUUCCACUAAAAAAAACAACAAAAAACUAUCAGCUCAUUCCUGUUACAGUUUGGGUCAUAUUUUUCUACUAACUGUCUGUCUUUAUCUUUUUUUUUUUUUACACUGCAUUAACAAAAACAUGUUUAAUAUCAGAGCAAGUGAUGGUCAUCACUUUCUCAGGAGAUUUUUUUUGUUUGUGUGUAUGGGUGUACGCCUAAAAAGUAAUUUGCCUCUCUCACACGUUGGUAAAAUAAGCAGUCUGAAGCUUGCAUGACUGUGUAAGUGCAUAGAGGUUUUAAGUUGGGAUAAAUGUGGGGCUGCUGCUUUACUCGCCUGCAGGCCACAUGGUUUUUUUCUCAUGCUGUGAUGUUGGUUAUUACAAUGCGUAACUCUCAGUCAUGUAAAUGAAUGGUAUAGCAGACCACUUGACCACCAUAAAGACUUAAGGACCAGAAAGAAGAUGACAUUUUGUGCUAGAAAAAGUAGGAACCUUGAUUUGUACUUUGCAGAGUCGGGAUCAAUUCACAAAGUGGAUUCUGUCAGAACCCUUACAAUGAAAAUGCUAUGGUGUGAAAAUGUCAAAUUAUUAACAUGAGAAAUGUAUGUUUCCUCCUCACAGCACUCCAUUCCUCUAAUGUGGGUGAUUUCAAAAUAAAAGCUGAUUCUACUAUUACAUAAAGUGUGAAUCACUUGACACAAGUGUGAGGUAAAUGCUUUAAACAUAAUAGCUAAUUUGAAAGUGUAUUGACCCCAACUCUGGCUCUGCACAAUGUUUUUAUGUACACGAAUAUUGCACUUAACACCAGUGGUCAGUAGCAAGUACACUUGACUCACCUGUACUAUGCAACUAAUGGGACAAUCUGCUUGUAAUAUGACAUCGUGACGAUAUAGUGUUAUUGAGUGCUAAAUGCAAUAACUUAUUCAGUUAUUUUAUGAUGUAAACACUAAUCUUUUUUUAUUUGAUUGAACUGUUUAUUGGUUUACAUUAUUGCAAAUAAAACUAUUAUCUAUA